CACCCUUUACGGAGGACACAGUACUCUCACGCUGCAAGUGGAGGUGGAUCAGGUGUGAACCUUGUAAAGUGAGCUGCAGUUUGCUUUAGAUCUUGUCGCUAAUCGGACAGACUAAAGAUGCAUUUUAAUGGAGGCUUUGAAGAAAUUCUUUGGGAUCUCUGAUGCUGAGAGUCAGAAGAAAUGGCUAGAACGUCAGGAAUAUUAUCUGAGAAAGAGACUGAAGCCAAGAGCAACAGUCGGGGAGCAAGCAGACCAACUAGUUGAUCGUCGAGUGAGUGGUGCUGCUGUGAUUGGACAGGACAAGAGUCUUGCUUCGGGUGACAUCGAGAUGGGAGCACUUCUUGCUAGCUCUGCAAGGUCACCGACACGGAUCAGUUCAAGCGUGGAGGCAGCUGCAGAGGAGAAACCAGUUUCGAAAACAGGCAGAGCAUUGAAAAUGAUAAAAGAAAGCGAACCUGAUCAUCGUCUUAUGCCAGCGAUGCCCUCUGUACUAGAAAUGGUUGUGAGUGGAGUGAAGUCUCUACUACAGACAUCUCCAGCAAAAGUAGAAGAAGCACCUCCAGUUUUGAAUGCUAGAAGCUUUCGUCCUGGUGAUGAUUGGGAUAAUGAUAUAUCGGAUGUAUCAGACAACGAUGAUGGCCAGUGUUUCUACCAAGCUGAGGAACAUAGUGAUGUCACUGAUGGUCCACCUGGUAUAAUGCCAUCAAUUGUUGAAGAAACACAACCACUAACUUCAACCAGAGCAUUGCAAUCUGAUAUUACUCCUCUCCACAUAGACACAACAGAUGGACGGCAGACAAGUGAUGAAUAUCGUCGCGCCAUUAGUGGUUAUUCUAGAGGCCCUAGACAACGACAUGCACGUAAACGUCUUCGUUAUCAACAUGAAUCAACUGAUAACAGAUUUGGUGUUGGUGUGGAUCGGUUUGAGAAGUGGUUUCAAAGUGACUACAAGAGAAAGGUGCAUAGAAAAAAGUACAAAGAAGAAGAUAUUAAGAACAGCAACAGACACAGGCGAAAUAGACUGUACUUUACUUCGUGGCUCAUCACAGUCCAAGUUGUGAUUAUGAUUGUUACACUUGCUGUUUAUGACAUAGCUCCUUAUGGUUUUGAUUUCAAAGAAGAAAGAGCUCAGGUUUUGACGACCAGUUUGGCCAUUGAAACAAGAAGUCAUCACGUGGAACAGAACCCAUGGGGUGGACCUAGUUACGAAGAUUUGAUCCAUUUGGGAGCAAAAUAUGGGCCAUGCAUGCGUCGUGACAAGAAAAUCUUUGAAAGGAUUACUAAAGAGAGAGAACAUGAAAGGGACAACACAGCAUGUUGUGUGCGACUUGAUGGAUCUGGUUGUGUCCAACUGACGAAAAUUGAAUGUGACAGGGGUGUAUAUACAACUUGGCUCAAGUGGAAUCGCACAGACAUAAAUGGAGUUGUUAGAUCAUCGGGUUCAGUUUGUGGCCAAGAUCCUCGGGAUUGUCAGCAGCCAGAGUCGACUGGAGCACAAGUUUGGGUUGAUGAUAUUACACAAUGGCCAAUAUGUCGAGAACGUGGUGGGAAUGACUCGCAGUAUUUGAACAUGCGUUACGAAGUAACAGGGAGGCCAUGCUGCAUUGGCAUUCAGGGUGAGUGUGUUAUGGCUUCCAAGGAAGAGUGCAGCUUUCUAGAUGGGUAUUAUCAUGAAAACUACACAUUGUGCUCGCAGGUGCAUUGCAUGAAGAGUAUUUGUGGCUUAAGUGAUUUUCUGGAUCCUGAAUCACCAAACCAAUGGUAUCGAAUAUUCACAUCUCUCUUUCUUCAUGUCGGUUUGAUACAUUGUCUUGUAUCUGUUAUUUUUGAACUUCUGGUGCUUCCCCACUUUGAAAGAGUUGCUGGAUGGUUCAGGAUUACAAUGAUUUUCAUGCUGAGUGGCAUUGGUGGAAACAUCGUCAGUGCAUAUUUUACACCAUACCAACCAGAAGUGGGACCAUCUGGUGCUCUCUUUGGUCUCCUGGCUGCCGUCGUAAUCGAAGUUGUCCAAAAGUGGAAAGACUGGGAAAAACCAAUAUGGGAAUUGGGGAAAUGGCUGAGCAUCGUUACAAUCCUUCUUCUUGUGGGUUUAUUGCCAUAUGUUGACAACUUUGCACAUUUUGCUGGUUUUAUUUUUGGUCUUCUGUUGUCUGUUGUCUUUCUGCCGUAUGUUUCAAGAAAGGGGGUUCAAACUGAAGAGGAGCUUGAUGAACGGAAGAGAAUGAAGUUGAUCAUGAUUGCUGUUGGCGGAUCCAUUUUUCUGUUUCUCUUCAUCUUAUUCUUCUUGCUGUUCUACCUGGAUGAUGACUUUGACUGCACUGGUUGCAAAUACUUCAGCUGUGUUCCUGCGACCGACACGUUUUGUCUUGAUCUCGAUAGCAACCUGAGACCGAGACAAUCUGAUCUGAUUGGACUGUAGCAUACCAGCUCACAAACUGCAGAGUUUUGUUUUUCAUAUUUGCGAUGUUGUUUGCAACUGAUUAGGAUGUGUAAGGUUUUUACCCUGUAAUGAUGACAUCAUUACUGUUUCAGCAAAGAAUUCAUUCCGCGGUUUGUUUUCAUAAUCUAGCUUGAAGUGCGUGCUCUAGCUGUAAUGUAUAAAUGUACUCACAUUUACUUUUGUGUAUGCUGGUUAGU
Messenger RNA from Corticium candelabrum, 2637 nucleotides. Its product is annotated as inactive rhomboid protein 1-like. Gene Ontology annotation, molecular function: serine-type endopeptidase activity. The coding region runs from base 128 to 2419 and encodes 763 amino acids. Gene Ontology annotation, cellular component: endoplasmic reticulum membrane. The record is from RefSeq and is a predicted model, not a curated record. Gene Ontology annotation, biological process: regulation of protein secretion; regulation of epidermal growth factor receptor signaling pathway. NCBI's taxonomy places the organism in Eukaryota, Metazoa, Porifera, Homoscleromorpha, Homosclerophorida, Plakinidae. The transcript is spliced from 13 exons.